GGCGCUGCGCUGCAGGCUUCUGGGCCAGGUCGGGCACAGGCUGGGCCACCAUGACAUCCUUGCAUCCUCAGAAGCGCUUCCUCCUAGUUGGAGAAGGAAACUUUUCCUUCUCUGCCGGUUUGUGCGAAACGAGGGGUGACGAGGCUCAUAUCAUCGCUACCUGUUAUGAGAGUGAAGAUGUCGUUUCCGGGCAAGAACUUGCUAAAACCAACAUUCGGUAUCUGAGGGACAGAGGAGCUGAAGUUCACUUCUGUGUCGAUUGCAUAACACUGAAGGAGCGGUUUUUGCCAGCAGAGAGGGAUUUUGAUCGCAUUUAUUUCAAUUUCCCCCAUUGUGGGAGAAAAGCCGGAGUGAAAAAGAACAAAGAGCUUCUGGCCAGGUUUUUUUGUAGCUGUGCAGAGGUUCUGGCAGAGAAGGGAGAAGUCCAUGUGGCCCUUUGUAGGGGACAGGGCGGUACCCCUGCAGACCAGCCGAGGAGGGAUUGGCACAACAGCUGGCAAGUUGUUGCUAUGGCAGCAGAGGCGGGAUUCAUUCUGAAUAACGUUCAUCCAUUUAGCACCAGGGAUGCUGGCGGAUAUAAAUGCACGGGCUACAGGAGUCAAGAUAAAUCUUUCUGUGUGGAAGGAGCUUUGAAUCACAUAUUUACCCGGAGUCUGCCACUUUUGCUUCCUAGACCUCUGAUCUGUCAAACAGAACUGGAAGGCAAAUUGGUUUCCUUCCGGGUUCCGGAGAUAUUUCGAGAUAAGAUCAACAGGGGUUUCCUGGAUGUGAAUUCAGAGCAUCCCGUCAGAACAGUAAAUGAAAAACUCCUCGAAGGACUCGGCAAAUCAUUGCCCAUUCGGAAGGUGAACCGCCCCCUUUCUUUGGUGUUCCAAGGCAGCGGCAAUUCCUCUUCCUGCCUGGAUGCCCUUUGGAUGGUUCCUGUUGCUGAAAGAAAUCCAGAUCCUGAGUCAGCAGCUGAGAAGAAUAUGAAGGAGACAGAGACCUUUCCUUCGGGGUUUCCUGACUGGGAUGGUACAGACCAAGGGAGCAGCUUGAAAAUCAGGGACUGGUUCUUGGGACAGUUAUAUCUGCGACCUUCCCUUCUGGUUUUUCUUCCCACAGUAGUGCAAGAAACAGAGCUUCCCCCCGAGACGCUCCUGGCACUCAGUGGGCCCGUCUUUAGGAAAUGCAAGAUCUCGCCUUGUGCUCUGCCCGUUUAUCACGAGGCCCUCUUCAUCUGUGUAGUUGAUAAAGGUUUGGGAGAUACACGCAUGCAGUUUUUUGUGGAAAACCUUACUGGAACGUUAAACCCUUUGCUUAAGGCUACGGGCUUUAAGUUGGGUUGCACAACAAAUGAGCCAGAUCCAGCCAGACUCGGCGCCUUCGUGCCUUUCGAACCGCAGCUCCACAAACCGAAAUAUUUAAUUGCUCUCGAACUUGACGCUUCUGAUCCCGAACUGAAAAGCUGCUGCCUGGGGACUGUCGGCUUAGUUCCCUGGCAUCCGACAAGCAUCGGUCGGGAAAUUGCGUAUGCCUCACUGAACCUCGAUCUUCUAGCCAUGCACGUAAGCGGCAUCUGCGACUGGCGGAUGCUCUGGACCUCUGACGAGCGUUUCCUUAAUCAGUUUUCCGCAGGGAAUUUAGACGGCUUCAAGAGCUUCUUGCUCUAUCCGCCCUCCUACGUGCAUGACCUCAGCUUCUGGGUUCCAGAACCAGAACGUUUUAACGAAGCCCAGCUUCAUGCCAUUGUCAGGCACGUGUCUCGUGAAUUGGUUGUGUCCGUCCAGCUGCUCGACAGGUUCCAGCACCCGGAGACGGCACAAACCAGCCUCUGUUAUCGGCUCACUUACCAGUCUUGUGACAGAGCUCUGACAGGCCAGCAAGCCGCAGCGAUGCAGUUGAAGCUCAGGAAGGAGACUGUGCGUUCCCUGCACGUGACUCUUCGAUAACUCCUUAUCCUCGCUUUCAUCUCCACGGACGGGUUUAGCCAGUGCUUGUAAUUCAGCCUGGAUGUGGAACAUCUGGAUCUUGUGUAGGAGAGGACUUUGAUCCAGAGUGUUAUGUCAGGUCAAAGGCUGUGGUGGGCUUCAGUGAGGCGUACCUAGAGUUUUGGUCUGUAC
Molecule: messenger RNA, 2102 nt
Organism: Gekko japonicus
Lineage: Eukaryota; Metazoa; Chordata; Lepidosauria; Squamata; Gekkonidae
Gene: FDXACB1
Product: ferredoxin-fold anticodon binding domain containing 1
Exons: 6
Coding region: 51-1931 (626 amino acids)
Biological process (GO): rRNA base methylation
Cellular component (GO): cytoplasm
Molecular function (GO): rRNA (uridine-N3-)-methyltransferase activity
Source: RefSeq, a predicted model, not a curated record